Eufriesea mexicana is the source of this 1170-nucleotide messenger RNA. RefSeq names its product serine/threonine-protein kinase Aurora-2. Gene Ontology annotation, molecular function: protein kinase activity; ATP binding. Gene Ontology annotation, biological process: protein phosphorylation. The record is from RefSeq and is a predicted model, not a curated record. The transcript is spliced from 3 exons. Lineage: Eukaryota; Metazoa; Arthropoda; Insecta; Hymenoptera; Apidae. Bases 1 to 1170 code for a protein of 389 amino acids.
AUGCUAAAGGAUAAUAGAACUAAUCCUCAAACACGAAGGACAAUUUCACAAGUAGAACAUAAUCUUAAAGAAUUAAAAAUAUCGAAAGUGGCUUCUGUGUUGAUUGAGAAUACUUCAUAUAAUGCACAAAAUUUAGAUAUUGCAAAGAAUCAAUGCAAUACCUAUUUGCAAAAUAAAGAAAAUAAUUUCAAAAAAUCUACAGAAUUGAUGCCGCCACCUAAAUUACCUGUAUCUUCUAAAACAAUAGACUGUGUAUCAAAUGUAACUGAUGUUGAAAAAAGUAAAGCUGACAAAAAUUUUAAUAUUGAAAAAAAUGAAGAAGAAAAUAUUACAAAAAGUAAAAAACAAAAUGAAAAAAAGUGGGUUUUAACUGAUUUUGAUAUCGGACGACCUUUGGGGAAAGGAAAAUUUGGAAAUGUUUAUUUAGCUAGAGAAAAAAAAUCAAAAUUUAUUAUUGCUAUGAAAGUACUGUUUAAAGCACAAAUACAGAAAGCUGAUGUAGAACAUCAAGUUAGAAGAGAAAUAGAAAUUCAAACACAUUUAAGACAUCCAAAUAUUUUAAAAAUGUACGGCUAUUUCCAUGAUGAUAAAAGAGUAUAUUUAAUUUUGGAAUAUGCUCCAAAUGGAGAAUUAUUCAAAGAAUUGAAUGCUCAACCAGGAAAGCGUUUCAAUGAAAUUAGAACAGCAACAUACAUAUCUCAACUAGCAGAUGCCUUGAAAUAUUGCCAUAGUAAAAAUGUAAUACAUCGUGAUAUCAAACCUGAAAAUUUAUUACUUGGUAUUAAGGGUGAAUUAAAAAUGGCAGAUUUUGGGUGGUCUGUACAUGCACCCUCUUCUAGAAGAAAUACUCUAUGUGGCACUUUAGAUUAUUUACCACCAGAAAUGGUUGUUGGAAAAACACAUGAUCAUACUGUAGAUUUAUGGGGACUUGGUGUUCUUUGUUAUGAAUGUUUAGUCGGCACUCCUCCAUUUUUAGCUACAACUUAUGAAGAAACAUAUCUAAAAAUCAAAAAAGCUCAAUAUAAAUUUCCAGACUUUAUUAGUGAAGAUGCUAGAAAUUUAAUAUCUAAGUUAUUAGUAGUUGAUCCAGGACAAAGAUUACCCUUAAAAGAUGUUUUGACACACCCUUGGAUUGUACAAAAUCGAACAACAGAACCACAUGUACCAUAG